Molecule: messenger RNA, 3232 nt
Organism: Nymphalis io (European peacock)
Lineage: Eukaryota; Metazoa; Arthropoda; Insecta; Lepidoptera; Nymphalidae
Exons: 7
Coding region: 352-2199 (615 amino acids)
Biological process (GO): phosphatidylinositol phosphate biosynthetic process; intracellular signal transduction
Cellular component (GO): phosphatidylinositol 3-kinase complex
Molecular function (GO): 1-phosphatidylinositol-3-kinase regulator activity
Source: RefSeq, a predicted model, not a curated record
UGUUGAAUGUUGUAAUAAAAAAAAAUUAUAGUUUUCUUAAUUUUAUGGAAUUUAUAAGAUUUAUGUUCAUUUUAUGUUCCCAACAAACUUUUUUACAAGUUGAGUGACUUUGAGGAGAUGGAGUCGCCGCCUUCGUUUUCUACUCACUCCGAGGCGCCUCCGCUGAGCGAAGACAGUGGUCUGCUGAUUACAAGUGGCUCGUUUUCUAGUGAUUCCGCGAGUGGAUGGCAUCAUAUUGCAUCCGAGCAAAUUUGCCUCUGAGAAUUUGUACAGCUAUAAAUACAGUUGCAAGAGAGCGAUUUCGAUGAGCGGUCGUUGUCGCUCUGCGAGUCAACGGACGCUUCGGAACGCAUGUGCGGUGAUUUUUUUAAUACAGUGAAGAAAGGGCCUGGUAAAGUCAUCGUCACUGCCAUCGAACCCCCUCCUGAGUUUCAGGAUAAUCCGGAUACAAGUAUAGAUUGUAUACCCGCUUUUGUGGGCUCACCUAUUAAAUGUUUGGCUGUGUGCGUGCCUCCAUCAGUUGUUUUUACGAACAAUAUUAAUAAAUCAAAAUCAUCGAGCUUAGAAGUUGCAAUGACCACUAGCCACGCGUCGCCGCUGUAUCCGAGGAAAUUAAAACCCGAGUCGCUUUACGAACGCAGGCAGUGUCUUAAUCACCGAUUCGCGAGUCCGAGACUUUUACAUCUCAGUCCGUGUCGAAUUAAUAGACCCUCCUCUAGGAAUUCUCUUUCUUCACGACUUUCCAGUAGUCAUAAUUCCCUCGUCACCCAGUUUCAAGCGGACGACUCCAGCUUCAUUACGCAGGCUAUAUCGCACGACACGUUGUCUGCGAAAACUUCCGACAUAACUGACAUGUACAAUGUCCCCUUCGACAGUGAUAUAUAUGCGGUUCCCAUUGAUAUGGUUCGGCCUAGUCACAGUAAUGUAAGAGGCAAGGGGAAAAAGCCGCAGAGGAAUAAUAGAAGGCGUGGGAAGAGUUGUUCUCAGAGCACAAGUGUUAAUAGCGUCGCGCCAGACAGAGGCUACAAGUCCAAGGAAACGAGACACAGAGACACCAAAACUAAAAGGCAUAGCUUGCCCAGUUCGUCUUGCAAGAAGAACGUCACCGAUUCGGAUACCGACUCGCUCCAUUUGACUUUACGUGAGAUGAGGAAGUACCUCCAUACAUUGUACUCAAGUUCCAGCGAUUCUGAGUGUCGAAAUACGAUUAAUAAGAAAAGCAACACAAUAAUAACCAACGUCGGUAUUCAUAUGCGCCACGGCAACAAAGAUACUGGCACAGCCGUAUUUCUAAAAGAGAGCAACGAUAUAUCUAGAACGGGGGAAACGAACAAUAAUCAUAAGAAAGCGAAUAAAAAUACAUUGAGUAUGAAUUCCAAAAAUAAGAAGCAUAAGGAAAAUAUUCCAAAGGAUUGUAGUAUUAUAGAAGAGAACAAAGAUAAGGGGAAAAAGGGGAAUCAGGGUUUGAAAGUGAAGAUGUCUCCGGUUCGGAUGCUAUCAAUGAACUUAAAGCAAAGUUUCUGCAAUCUAUUUCGGUGGCGGAAGUCGAGUGACAGUGACAGUGUGGAGAGAAUCGGAAGGGAAUCUCCCCCGGCGGCUGUUCGUAGAGCCCUUCCGCCGUUGCCGCAGUCUCCGCACCCAUCGAAUUCCCGUCGCUCGGCCAACGAAGAGGACACAAUUAUGGACUUUGCUACCUCGAUCCAGAGAGUUAAGGAUUAUGGAUGGUAUUGGGGACCGAUUUCGGUGGAGGCUGCGGAGAAGAUACUGUCUAACGAGCCUGAUGGGUCAUUCAUAGUUCGGGACAGCAGUGACGACCACUACAUCUUCACGCUCACCUUCAAGCUCAACGGCCUGAGACACGUCAGGAUAGAACACGAUCAGGGUAACUUCUGCUUCGGGGGCUGUACGAUGUUCAAAGCGCAGACUAUUGUGGAAUUCAUCGAGAACGCAGUGGAGACGUCGCGCAGCGGCCGCUAUCUGUUCUUUCUGAACCUGCGCCCAGUGCUCGGCCCUGUCAGAGUACAACUGCUGUAUCCAGUAUCCCGAUUUAAGCGUGUGCAGAGCUUACAGCAUAUGUGCAGGUUUGUUAUUCUAAAGUACGUGCGGCGUGAUCUGAUUAGCAGCCUGCCGCUCCCCAGACGACUCUUAGAUUACCUGAGCGCCACCCACUACUAUUCGGAGCUUCUAGCUGAGAUUUAAGUAAAUGCUUGACCGGUGACUCCUAUGUAAAUGAAACGAGUCUUUGUCAUAGGCAUAGCAAAGUGAUGAGGACAAGUGGGCUUAGCUCACCCCUCAAUUUGAAUGAAUCGCUUAUUUAAAAUCAUACAUCUAUUAUAAUGUAAGCGCCUUAAAGACCUUGGUCUUUUCUGACACUUUCAACAAUUCGAUCUUGUUAUAUCUUCAUGCUCAAAUUGGAUUUUGAGGUUCACUCAUCGAACUGUGAUUAUGUUUGGUCGAGCGAGUGAUCAAAAUCUGUCCCCCUCCCAGUAACUCUAUCAAUUGCUAUGGCUAUGGUCUUAGUUGUAGAUCUGCAUUCAUGAUACGUCCAAUAUAUAUUCUCUAUGGCUUAUGUACGGUUCCUAUAUUAAUAACCGAAUCAUUUUUGCUUGUAAUUGCUAAUUAUUUGUACUAUUUGUCAUCAUUAAAUCAUCGUGGACCACUACGUUCUGCGGUCGGCGAUAUCUGGUCGAUUUCAUUUAUAUUAAUAUAGGAACCGGCCUUUAUUACCGUCAUUCAUUUAAGUUUCAUAUUACUGAGUGGUUUAAGAUAGUGACCUCAUUGAAACGUUAAAAUUGUUUCAUUUUAACCAAUUAAAAACAGACGGAAUAUUUUACAAGUAUCUUCUUACGUUGAUUGAAAGGAAAUUUUGUUGACUAUACAUUCGUCAUAGAUGAUAUCACUUGUUUUUGAAAUGAUUUGUUCUCAUCUUAUUAUAAAUUUAGUUUUACGCUUAUUCAUAUAUUAAUAGUAUACUUAUAUUUGUAUAAAUAAACGUUGCGUAUGCCGUCUGUACAUAUAUAGUUUAUCCAUUUUGGUUUUCUUACAUUACAACCAGGCUGUGGAACUGAGCAGUAUUAUAUUGUAAUCAAAUCGAACUGUCUUGAUACUUGCAAUAUUAUUUCAUAGAACUAUGUAUGCCUAAUUAAAAAUGCUCGAUUGUAAUAAAUAUGUUCGGUAGUGUUUUUUCUAUUAGAUUACAAUGAUUUAUCUCUCAAAAUAUCGGUCGUUUAGA